Messenger RNA from Bubalus bubalis (water buffalo), 1806 nucleotides. RefSeq names its product endogenous retrovirus group K member 25 Env polyprotein-like. Gene Ontology annotation, molecular function: structural molecule activity. The record is from RefSeq and is a predicted model, not a curated record. NCBI's taxonomy places the organism in Eukaryota, Metazoa, Chordata, Mammalia, Artiodactyla, Bovidae.
AUGACUCGUCAGGCUGAGCAGACACUGAAGAGUACUGGAACUCCUAUUACUCCAGAUAAGCUGUUUCUGACAAUGUUAGCUGUUCUUUCCUGUUCCUCUGGGGUAAGUGCAGAAUAUGUUUAUUGGGCAUACAUACCCAACCCACCACUUCUCUCCAUAGUGGAUUGGGUAGAUAAAGCCCCUAUGAUCUUUACUAAUGAUAGCAUGCAUUUUCCAAGUCCCUGGUCCUUAAAGCAACCAAUUCAUAAAGAAGAUGAGGGAAAGCCAAUUAACAUUUCCAUGGAAUUCAAAACCUUGCCUAUCUGUUUCGGAUCUCACCCCCUUUGCAUGACUAUCUUCCCACAGUGGUGGGCAUACUCUGCCAACAAUGGGACUGCUUUGCAUCUGGGAAUGUUUGCUACGGCAUCUUUCUUACUUAAUGGCCCUGAGCGACAUUAUCCAGGCCAGAUAGCCAACUAUUCGAACUCACUUUUUCAACCAGAGGAACCUUCAUGUCAUACUGUAUCUUGGAGAAGAAAACAGGAGAUGCAACUGUUACAUUGGUCUGAUUGUCGAGGCCAAUUUGAGAAAGUUUCUCUAGUACAGCAAAAUCAUACUAAUCAUACAUUUAAAUUUGUUGACUGGGGACCUCACGGGUUGUUUGUAAACUGUUCUGAAGAGCAGGAGGAACAUCAUAACUGCUCCUGGUUUAAUAGAUCAAGCAUUGGAGGUUUUCAUAAAUCUAAGACAAGUUUCUGGACUAAUAAGGACAUAUUGCUGAAUUGGUAUAACGGGGGCUUAUCACCCCCACGACCCAGGAUUGUCGUCCCCAUUGUGGGGCCAGAGCAAUGGCACAUUUGGAAAAUUCCAGCAGCCUUACAGCACUUCGCUAGUGUUUAUGGGACUGUUUCGUCCUUCUAAUUAUCCUUCCUAUACAAUAGUACUGGCUAUAUUGAAUCACGUGUUCACCUUCUGUAUUUGUUUAUUGUAGGGCAUUUUGAUAUUGACUUAUCGACCAAGAUUGUCAAUUGUACUGCAUGUGCAUUGUAUACCUGCCUUAAUCACACCAUUUCAUAUCACAAUGCUAGCAUUGCACUAGUUAAACAAAGAUCUGAGUUAUGGCUUCCCGCAAACUUAACUGAGCCUUGGACUGAUUCUGUAUUUCUUUCUGUAUUAUUGAAAACUGGACUUAGGCAAUCUAAACGCAUCAUUGGGUGGAUUGGCGGCAUCUUAAGCCUUAUCUCCAUUGUGACUGUAGAAACUUUGUCCGGUAUGGCUUUACAUAAUUCUAUACAAAAUCAUGAUUUUAUCACUGCUUGGCACAAAGACUCUCACGAUCCUUGGACUCAACAAGCUCAAAUAGAUCAGCAAUUACAAACACGAAUUAAUGAGUUACAAACUGUGGUUAUCCACUUAGGAGAUCAACUGCAGCAACUGACUUUCCAAGCACGUAUACAUUGCCACUGGAAUUUUACUUCUUUUUGUCUGACUAACAUGCCCUAUAAUAGCACUGAAUAUCCUUGGGAUAAAGUUAAAGCACAUUUGCAGGAUCUCACAAAUAACUCAAGUUUAGACAUCAAUUUGUUGAAACAACAAGUUGCUAAUUUUCAAGUUAAGGUACCUAAGGAAUUGUACAGCACUCAAUUUUAUGAUACUUUAACUAAAACCCUAUCGUCUCUAGACCCUAGAACUUGGUUUUUAGGAAGCAACAUUUUUAUAUAUGUAUUAAAUACCCUGCUUUCUGUCAUUGCUUAUAGAAUAUAGAUGUCCCUACUUAGGACUCCAUGCCUCCCACAACAGAGUCUAACUAGCAGCUGCUGUGCUUAA